UUAUUUUCUCGCUAUUACAUGUCAAAACCAUUCAAUUCAACAAAAAGUUAACUUUUUAUCAAAAAGAUAAUUACAAGUUAACAGAUGAGUUUAUUUUAAUUCGUUACUGUUUGUAUUUAAUACUUAACUAACUGAAAUUUUAACUAUUUCAAAUAAUUUGCAGUUAAUUUUUAAAUAAUCCAAAAAUUGACAAUGAACCAAUCACGAAUAAAAAAGAAAAAGAUAAGAUCGGAAAAUUGGUGCCAAUCAGACAAAAACUUAUUGCGGGGUCUUAUUAUGAAAAACCUUCCAAUAAUUGAAAACAAAAGUUGCGACACCAAUACGAAUAAUUUAAAAAAGAAAUGCUGGGAUCACAUUUUAACUUUAUUCAAUGCAAAAAGCGAGACAAAACGAAGAGCUGUCCAACUUCAGUUUCAAUGGAGAGGCAUGAAACUGAAAGCCAAAAAAGACAAAUCCAUUUUGAAAAAAGAACUUCCAGAUAGCGAUGAUAUGGAUGUCACUUUUGUACCACCGCCAGAGGACAUUCCAGAGGAUGACAAUGAACUCGCUGAGUUGAUUGACACAAAACCUUAUGAAUUUAUAAGUGAUUCAACUAAAUUCGAAAUCAGUGAACCUGAAGCUCAGUUUUUAGAUAGUUUUGAACCAAAACAAGAAGAAAGUGAAGAGAAUUCUGAACCUGGUUAGAAGAAGUAAACCAUAAACUUUCUUUUGCUUACAAUUUCUUUUUCCAUUUUCAGAUGUAAAUGAUGUCAGUGAGCGUAAUGGUAUUGUUACACCAUCACUUUCUGAUGGUCUCCCAAAAGUCAACACUUCCCGACCUAGACCUGUUAGAAAAUAUUUGAAAAAGUUAAAAAAGAAAAAUAAUGAAGAAAAUAAUUUUAAAUUUGAAAUAUUUGAACUAACAAAAUUGCACAUGACAAAGGAGCACGAGCAACGGAUGGAGGUUCUUCGAUUAGAACAAGAAUGUCGUAUGAAAGAGCUUAGGAAGUAUGAUUUAGAAAUAGAAAUGCUAGAGAGAGAAACGCUAGAUCGAAAAAAUUUAUAAGCUAAACUACAUACUUUAAAUAACAAACUUUUGUAUUUUAUUUA
Molecule: messenger RNA, 1089 nt
Organism: Episyrphus balteatus (marmalade hoverfly)
Lineage: Eukaryota; Metazoa; Arthropoda; Insecta; Diptera; Syrphidae
Exons: 5
Coding region: 193-684 (163 amino acids)
Source: RefSeq, a predicted model, not a curated record